Amphiprion ocellaris (clown anemonefish) is the source of this 2895-nucleotide messenger RNA. It is a transcript of the gene coq8b, whose product is annotated as coenzyme Q8B. The transcript is spliced from 16 exons. The record is from RefSeq and is a predicted model, not a curated record. Gene Ontology annotation, biological process: ubiquinone biosynthetic process. NCBI's taxonomy places the organism in Eukaryota, Metazoa, Chordata, Actinopteri, Pomacentridae. Bases 113 to 2029 code for a protein of 638 amino acids. Gene Ontology annotation, cellular component: extrinsic component of mitochondrial inner membrane. Gene Ontology annotation, molecular function: kinase activity.
CUAGGCAGUGUUGGAAGAGGAGGAGAGUCACCGAGAAAACUCAGGAUAACGAAGCUUUACCAAAAGUACGUUAAUUCAUUUGUUAACGGCAGAGUGUCUCGGUCAGUCAGUGAUGCUGUCAGAAGUCCUGCAGGUGAUGCGGGGAGCUGGUAAAGUGGGCUCUGCUCUGGUCGCCACGCAGGGAGAACAGCUCCGAUUAAUGGCCUGCAACUCCACCCUAGGAGCAGGAGUCAAAGCUGCUCAAGAUGUGGUGGAAGGACUGAUGGGCAUGUUUAUGGGUGGCACCAGUCAGCAACAGUCAAUAAAAGAAGAUGUGUUUCCGGAUGCGGAGGGCUGGGAGAAUAUGGACCCUGAUGAAGUAGCCAAAUGGAGUGUGGGGUCAGAGUUUCCCUCUGAUGGUGUCGAGCUAAGACAGGGAGAAGCUGGGCCUUCAGCAGAGAUGCACACAGGAGCACAUCCUAAUCCAGGGACAGCACCAGGAGGGGGAGGCUGGCCGGGACAGAGCACUCGUUUCCUCCACACCGCCCCCGCUCUCCACCGGUUCUACUAUCAAACCAGAUCUGCCCACAACUCAGUGGUGGCCAGACUCACGCCAGAGGACAUCAAGAAGGCCAGAGAGGCAAAGCAGUCCCUGACUAAACCUACUAAACAGAAGCUGAGUGAGCGUGCCAAAGAAAGGAUAGUGCCUGCCACAAGAAUCAGCCGGCUGGCUAAUUUUGGGGGACUGGCAGUAGGACUGGGGAUCGGUGCCAUUGCAGAAGUUGCAAAACAAUCACUGGGAGGCAAACAAAAAGCAGACAUGGGUGCCCUGCUAGACUCUGCUUUCUUGUCAGAGGCUAAUGCUGAGAGAAUAGUCAACACACUGUGUAAGGUUCGUGGAGCUGCACUGAAGAUAGGCCAGAUGCUCAGCAUACAAGACAACUCCUUUAUCAAUCCACAGCUGCAGAAGAUCUUUGAAAGGGUCAGGCAGAGCGCCGACUUCAUGCCCACAUGGCAGAUGGAUAAAGUUCUGGAGGAGGAGUUAGGGCCGGGCUGGCGAGAGAAGCUCUCGGCCUUUGAGGACAAACCAUUUGCUGCCGCUUCCAUUGGCCAAGUACAUUAUGGGAUGUUAAAAGAUGGUAGAGAAAUUGCCAUGAAGAUCCAGUACCCUGGAGUGGCAGAGAGCAUUCACAGUGACAUAAACAACCUAAUGUCAGUACUGAAAAUGAGCGUGGUCCUGCCUGAAGGUCUUUUUGCAGACAACAGCUUAGAGGUUCUUCAAAGGGAGCUGGAAUGGGAGUGUGACUAUAAGAGGGAGGCAGAGUGUGCCAAGAAGUUCAGGUCACUGCUGGAGGGAGAUGAGUAUUUCCAAGUCCCUGAGGUGAUAGAUGAGCUGUCAGCACGCAGAGUGCUGGCCAUGGAGCUGGUGCAGGGAGUCCCUUUGGACCGCUGUGUAGACCUGGACCAGGAGACGAGGAACCAGAUCUGUUUCAACAUCCUCCAGCUGUGUCUCAGGGAGCUCUUUGAGUUCAGGUUCAUGCAGACAGAUCCAAACUGGGCCAACUUCUUUUACAACUCAGACACCAACAAGGUUAUUUUGUUGGACUUUGGAGCGUGCCGAGGCUACCCAGAAUCAUUCACAGAUGACUAUAUACAGGUGGUUCAUGCAGCUUCCGUGGGAGAUCGAGCCACUGUUCUUUCCAAAUCAAAGGACUUGAAAUUCCUCACAGGCUUUGAGACCAAGGCCUUCCAGGACGCCCACGUGGAGGCCGUGAUGAUCCUCGGUGAAGCCUUUGCAUCCGCCGAGCCCUUCGACUUCGGCACCCAGAGCACCACCCAGCGCAUCCAGAGCCUCAUCCCCGUCAUGCUGCGCCACCGCCUCACCCCUCCACCCGAGGAGUCGUACUCCCUCCACCGCAAGAUGGCCGGCUCCUUCCUCAUCUGCUCCAAGCUGAAAGCCCGUAUACCCUGCAAGGACAUGUUCCUGGAUGUGUACAAUGCCUACAACCAGAGGAGGCAGGCCCAGCAGGUGGCGCAGGCAAGUGCUUAGACACUCAAGGACUAAAUUUGCCAAGAACAUUUCCAGAGUUGGCACCUGACUACAAGGACAGAAACAUUUAGUCUUGAAUCCGGAGGUGGAGACGCUGCAUCGGACUUGCUUAAGGCACUACACUACGUCUGUAGGUAACUGACUGCUGCCAAUGUGUUCUAAUGAGGACCAGGAGUGUUUGUGACUUUUUCAGCUUGACAUCGUUGUGGGGGAUUGGUUUUGAGGUGUUUCUCAGUGUCUCACUGAGGUCAUGUAUAGACAAAAGUCAUGAAUUAUAACAAUAUUAAACUGAAUUUGUAUGAAAACGAAGUCAGAAAUAUAUGGUGAAGCCCAGUAGGCUCAUUACUGAUUAAAUAUUAACGUUUGAUUCCUGCUGUCACAGCAAACACACAAUACAAGGCUACAGUUUUUCAAAAGGCAAGGUGUAUAUUUUCAGUGUGCUGCCAUGGCUAAAAUUAUUUCAUCCCCUCUUCUAGCAAGAGUAAGGUUCACCAUAUUUCUAAAAGAAUGAGUAUCUUGUGACUUCAGGGCAGAUAAUAAGCCCUGCGUUGAAUAGCUGAUGCUGCCAAGUGCUCUCCUUUGUUACAAGAACUUUGUGUGUCGCCUGAUGAGUUGGUGAGUAAAGCUUUCACCUAAAUGCGAUGGCUGCCUGACUAGACGAGCAAUUAUCAGAGGAAUUAGAGAAGACAGUCUAAUGGAACCCUGGUGAGUCAUGGCCUUGCAUUAUAAAGUGUACUUGACAUAAAACUCCACAAUGUGAAAACUGUCAGUCAUUUUUAACACUUCUUCAUUACAGAGAUGUGUACUGUAUCCUAAUGACAGAGUGCUGUGCAUGUUCUUUUUCAUGAAAUAAAAUGUGAGAAAGA